AUGUCAGGCGAUGAACAUGAGCCAGAGGUCCCCGCAGCGCUCGAGCCGGAAGUUGACGCACACGCUGUGCAGCCAGCUGCAGUCGCAGGCGCAGUCCUAGUACAAGCGACAGUACCGAUGCCAGGACCACUCAGAACGAAAGGAUCGUUAUCCCAGAACUGGAGAGAGUGGCAGCAGGUUUGGAAUUCCUAUGAAAUAGUGGCGCGACUCAAUUCCCAGACAGAUGAUUACCGUCUGGCGACGUUCAUAACUUGUAUUGGGCAUGCAGGACUGAGAAUAUAUAACAGCUUGCCGUUCGCGAACAAUGCAGAGAAGAGAGAUAUGGCCAAGGUAUUGGAGCUAAUGGAGGUCCACUGCAUUGGGGAAACAAACGUGACGUAUGAGAGAUUUCUCAUGGAUAGGAGACAACAACAGCCAGGUGAGACAUUUGAUACGUUCCUAACAGCAGUAAAGGAAAUGGCGCACAGAUGUCAGUUUGGAGAUAAAACUGAUGAAAUGUUGAGGGACAAAAUUGUCUUUGGAGUUCUUGAUGAUAGCCUGAGGAAGCAAUUGCUUCAGAAGAAGGGGUUAACUCUAGCAUCCUGUGUAGAUGUGUGUAGAGCACAUGAAGCAACUGUGAAACAAAUGAAGGAUAUGGGAGCAAAUGGAGAUGAUGAUGUACAUGUAGUUAGAUGCUACAAGAAGAUGGUGAAGUCCAAGCCUGGGAAGACAGCAGGACAACCAAGAACACCUGACAAGUCCAGAUAUGAAUGCAGUUACUGUGGAUUGAAACAUGCAAGAGGACGAAAUAACUGUCCAGCAAAUGGGAAGAAAUGUAGCAAGUGCAGCAAGAUGAAUCAUUUCGCGAGGAAAUGUAGAUCAGGCACAGCAGACAAGAAAACAGUCCAUUGCACACAACAGAGUAGUGAUGAAGACGAUCUGUUGUCAUUGACUCUUACUCAGGAAGAAGGGGUCAAUUCGGUGCAAGGGUAUCAGAAACAGAUAUUUGCAUUGAUGGAAGUGGGUGGAAGAAACGUCAAGUUUCAGUUAGACACUGGAGCAACGUGUAAUGUCAUUCGCAAAGAAGAUGUGCCACCAGGAACAAAAAUUGAGCCCACCGAGCAACAAUUGUCUAUGUUUAACAAGACCAAGCUCAAAGCAGAAGGCAAAUGCAAUAUUUCUCUACGAAACCUGAAGAAUCACAAGAAGUACAGGGGCAGCUUUGUUGUUGUUGAAGGGGUGACAUCCUCUAUCAUCGGAGCUAGGUCUGUACAACAAAUGGGGUUAAUAGAAAUCAAGUAUGACAAGAUACGAGCAAUGGAGGACCAGAGGAGAGACCAGCAACAAAGAGAUAUUGAUCACCCAGGACUGACAUUGGCAGAUCUGACUGCACGAUUCAAGAAUGUAUUUGAGGGUGAAGUAGGUCGACUGGGCGAGAAGUUGCGAUUUGAAGUUGAUGAGACGGUGCAACCAGUACAGUUGCCAGUCCGAAGAGUUGCGGUUGCAAUGAAACCUAAGCUGAAAUCAGAAUUGGAGAGACUGGAAAACCUGAAAAUAAUUGAGAAGCAAGAAGCACCAACGAAAUGGGUGUCGCACAUGGUUGUGGUUCGGAAGCCAAACAAUCACAUCAGAAUAUGCUUAGAUCCAAAGCCUCUCAAUAAAGCUUUGCAGAGGAGUCACUACCAGAUGCCAACACUCGAGGAAGUUCUCCCUCAGUUGAGCAAAGCAAAGGUCUUUACUGUGGCAGACGCAAAGAAUGGCUUUUGGCAUGUAGAAUUGGAUCAAGCAGCAAGUGAGAUGACCACCUUUGGAACCCCUUUUGGUCGCUAUAGGUGGAAGAGAAUGCCCUUCGGCAUAAAUAUCGCACCAGAGGUCUUCCAAAAACGAAUUCGUGAUGCCGUAGAAGACCUACCGGGAAUCUGGGCAUUGGCAGAUGAUAUAUUGAUUACUGGUGACGGAGAUACAAAGGAGGAGGCGAUUAAAGAUCAUGAUCAGAAGUUAAUUCGUUUCCUGCAAAGAUGUGAAUCAAGAGGAAUCAAGCUGAACAAGGAGAAAUUUCGGUUGAAGCUAGAUAACGUCAAGUACAUGGGUCAUAUAUUGACCAACGAAGGAGUCAAACCAGAUCCAGCAAAGAUCCAAGCAAUAGUUGAAAUGGACAAACCCAAGGAUGUAGCUGGGGUGCGGAGGAUAAUGGGUAUGGUGAACUACCUUGCCAGGUAUUUGAAAAACCUGACAGACGUGACAGAACCGCUGAGACAGCUUACUCAUAAGGAUGCGGAGUUUGUAUGGACAACAGUCCAAGAUGAGGCAUAUCAGAAGAUGAAAGACGCAGUGACAAAAGCACCACUUUUGAGGUACUUUGAUCCCAGGGAGCAAGUGACGUUGCAGUGUGAUGCAUCCAGCCAAGGGUUGGGAGCAACACUACUCCAAUCUGGACAACCUGUUGCUUACGCAAGUAGAGCAUUGAGAGAUCCUGAGACAAGGUAUGCGCAAAUAGAAAAGGAGCUUUUGGCAAUAAUUUAUGGUCUGGAAAAAUUCGAUCAAUAUGUCUAUGGACUACCAGUCAUUGUGGAAUCGGAUCAUAAACCAUUGGAGAUGAUACAGCAGAAACCACUAGCAGCAGCUCCGAAGCGUUUACAAGCAAUGCUGUUGAGACUACAACGGUACGAUGUGACAGUGAAAUACAAACAAGGAAGUGAAAUGUAUAUAGCAGAUUUGCUAUCGAGAGCCUACCUCAAGGAUGAGACAGGAGGCAGUGAGGGGGAAAUUCUCACAAUUGAAGAAGACAACGAGAUUUCGCAGGCUACAGGAGGAAGUCUGGCAGUUUCAGAGGAAAGACUGAAUCAGAUAAAGGAAGCGACAGCAAGAGAUGAGACAUCGACAGAGCUAAAGAAGGUGAUACUAGAGGGAUGGCCAGAAACAAAGCACAAGAUAUCGAGUCUCAUAAAACCGUACUAUGGUGUCAGAGAUGAAUUAGCUGUUCAGAAUGGACUAAUUUUUCGAGGAGAGAGAGUUGUAGUUCCUCAGAGUAUGAGAGCUCUAAUGUUACAACGAAUACACUCAUCACACAUGGGGGUAAACAGCUGCAUACGAAGAGCCAAAGAUAACCUCUAUUGGCCAGGCAUGAGUUCACAAGUCAAGGACAGAGUAGAAAGAUGCGAAACAUGUAGAAAGUUUGAGACUACGCAACAGAAAGAGAGCUUGAAACCACACUUCAUUCCAGAACGACCAUGGGUGAAGUUAGGAGCAGAUUUGUGUAGUUUUGCUGAUCAUGAAUACCUUGUCAUUGCAGACUACUUAAGCAGUUUUAUAGAGGUGGACCGUCUAGAAAAGACAACAUCAGGUGCAGUGAUUCGAGCACUAAAGAAACAGUUUUCAAGACAUGGUAUUCCAAAUAAGCUUAUCACUGAUAAUGGCCCACAAUUUGUGUCUAAGGCAUUUGAGGAAUUUGCACAAAACUGGGAAUUCAAACACACAACAUCAAGCCCGGGAUAUCCGAAGAGCAAUGGAAAGGCAGAGAGUGCGGUCAAAGUAGUGAAAACACUCAUGAAGAAAGCAGCAGAUGCUAAGACGGAUUUUUGGCUUGCAUUAUUGGAAUAUCGCAACACUCCCACCGAGGGUGUCCGGUUGAGUCCAGCACAGAGAUUGUAUAAUAGAAGAACAAGGACAUUGCUUCCAGCAAAGGACACAACACUACAUCCAAAGAUGGUGGAAGGUGCUGCAAAAGCAUUAGUGGCACGCCAAGAGAAACAAGUUGAAAGAUACAACAGACGGGCAAAGGAUUUACCAUCAUUGGAGCUGGGAGAGGUAGUAAGAGUACAGCCAUUGACAGGCAAGAGCAAACCAUCACAAUGGAAAAAGGCGGUGAUUACUAAAACUCUACCCAACCGUUCGUAUGAGCUCAAUACGGAGUCAGGCAAAUCAUUCAGACGAAAUAGAGUUCAUCUAAAGAAGACAAAGGAAAGUCCACCAAAGCAAUGUGAUAGCACAAGUCAAGGUGACGAAGAACCAACUCAAAUUCGGCUAACAGUGAAACCGAAAGACCAAACAGUAAGACCAACAGCAAAAGAAAUGACAGUGAAACAAGUACCCAAAGAAGAGGGAUUGCGACCAGCAAGAGUUACUAGAAGUGGUCGAGAGGUGAAAGUGCCGAAAUAUCUGAAGGACUAUGUUUGUUAUAAGUAGUUCGAAUUGCGUUGAGUUUGUAGAACACUCUAGGAAGUUCUUUUCUUUUUUGUUUUUAAAGAAAAGGGGAUGUAGGGUAGACUAAAUAGUGUGAGUAUACGGGACCUGUUGAUAUAUAAUUCUAUGGUUGUCUGCUUGAGACUGAACACGUUACAAGACUGAGAACGGUACAAUCUGGUCAAUGGGAAGGCUACAUUGACUGGCUCUAAGUGAUUGGUUUCAAAAUUGUAUUGUGCUACAUGUUGCUGCACUGUCUAGCUGUGAUAAUAUGGUAGCAUCUCAAUGUCAUGAGUGGAAAGUGCCAUGUCAGCAAGACAUAAUGAAGAAAUGAUGGUAUUGUGUUCUUUUGUUGUGUUACCUAGGAAGAUAUUAAAAGUAAGCAUGUUUACGACUAUUCAUCUGACAGUACUGUAAAUCAAGAAAAUUUCGCCAUUUAAUAAAUUGCACCUUUUUGCCUUUCAAACACUUGUCAGAUUUUAUUUGCCUAUGUGAAUGAAACGUUUAGACUGCUACUGCUACUGUAAUUUUUGACAAGUGUAGCAGUUCAACUGUUGUAACGUAUCUGACAGAAAGCCAAUGUUCUCUUGCGCUUAGAAACAUGAUCUCACCUCUUUGUUUCAUUUUUUG
Corticium candelabrum is the source of this 4791-nucleotide messenger RNA. RefSeq lists its product as uncharacterized. The coding region runs from base 1 to 4164 and encodes 1387 amino acids. Gene Ontology annotation, biological process: DNA integration. The record is from RefSeq and is a predicted model, not a curated record. Lineage: Eukaryota; Metazoa; Porifera; Homoscleromorpha; Homosclerophorida; Plakinidae. The transcript is spliced from 3 exons. Gene Ontology annotation, molecular function: nucleic acid binding.